Messenger RNA from Fonsecaea erecta, 1023 nucleotides. Its product is annotated as ribonuclease H2 subunit A. NCBI's taxonomy places the organism in Eukaryota, Fungi, Ascomycota, Eurotiomycetes, Chaetothyriales, Herpotrichiellaceae. Gene Ontology annotation, cellular component: ribonuclease H2 complex. Gene Ontology annotation, molecular function: RNA-DNA hybrid ribonuclease activity; RNA binding. The transcript has a single exon. The record is from RefSeq and is a predicted model, not a curated record. Gene Ontology annotation, biological process: mismatch repair; DNA replication, removal of RNA primer. Bases 1 to 1023 code for a protein of 340 amino acids.
AUGGAGGAAACCGAAAACGCCACCUCUGCCGUCUUCAUCCCGCCGUCGGUACAGGAUGACCGUGAAGCUCUCCUCUCCGGGAGAUCUUACGCGCACUACAGCAAUGUGCCCGAAGGCAUCACCACCCGGACAGCCUCGUCGUCCGCAUCAGGAACCCCUUGCGUGCUAGGUGUGGACGAAGCUGGACGCGGCCCCGUCAUUGGGCCCAUGGUAUACGGUGUCUACUAUCUGCCUGUCGAGAUCCAAAAGCCCCUCCUGACUGAAUCGUACCAUUUCGACGACUCCAAGGUCCUCACACCGGCCGUGCGAGCAAAUCUCAUGCAAGCAGUCUGUACAUCCGGGACGGAUCUCUUCCGAUCAUCAGGCUGGGCGGUCAAAUCCCUCAGUGCCCGCGACAUCGGCGCGGGGAUGAUGAAGAACGGCGGCUCAUACAACCUCAACGCCCAAGCCAUGGACGCCACGGUCGAACUGAUUAGAGGGGUACUGCAGCAGGGCGUCAACGUGACAGAGAUCUACGUCGACACCAUUGGCAAACCCUCCGUCUAUCAGAAGAAGCUCGAGUUAAUCUUCCCGACCAUCAAAAUCACCGUCGAAAAGAAGGCUGACAGUCUCUUCCCGUGCGUGAGUGCGGCCAGCGUCGUCGCCAAGGUCACUCGAGACGUCAGCUGUGAGGUCCUCCUUGAGGCAUAUACCCAACAGCAGUCAGUCUCAGAUGAGGAUUCAUUGGCAUCGUGGGGUUCUGGAUACCCCUCUGACGCAAGAUGCGUUGGCUGGCUCAAGUCUGCCAUUGACCCUGUAUGGGGGUUUGGCAACGAAUGCCGCUUUAGUUGGGGCACGGUCAAGGAUAUGCUCGAGCAAAAGGAUAGUCUAGCAGUCAAGGCUGAGUGGCCCGACCAGGACGACGAUGACGAGAACAUGAGGCUCUCGCACUAUUUCGGAGCCGACGGGGCGGCAGGGCCAACGACCGAGAAAGACGAGUUACGGACGUGGUUUGGAACAGGCGUUGGCCAGGAAGCUUUUUGA